AUGGAUCCGCCCACUAAGGUUCUCUUGGUAGGAGUUACCACAGGGAGUGGAGGAACCAAGUAUUAUGUCAGGGGUACAGGUGAUAAGUGGAUCGAACUGGAACAACUCUCAAAAGAUGCUGAGGCCCUUGAGAAAAUACUUGAUGACUUAGUUUGUCAGUAUUACAAUAGAGUCACCAUUGACCUUACCAAGAGCAUAUCCACAGGUCAACAGUACUGUUGUAGCGAACAUAAAGGUAAUAAAGGUAGGAUAUCUGUUGAACCAAAGACGGUUUCUUGCCAAGAGCAUUCUAGCUCAAGCUCUAUUACAACUUAUAGACACUCCGUUCAAGGUGGAAGUCUUGCAAAGAUUAAAUAUUAUGAGAAUGGCUUAUUAAGCAGUGAACAACAUAGAAGACGUAUAACUGCUCCAGAGUUAAACUUUCCUAUCCCUGGUUUACUCAGUGUGCAUGCCUUUUACUGUGGAAAGAAUCCAGUAUUGAUAUACGUUGAUGGAGGCUCAGAUACAGGCUGGUAUAAGAAGCCUACUAAUAGUAGUAGUGGUAAAGAUGAAAAGUGGACACCAGUAAAGGAUCUCAAUGGUAUAACACCUGAAAAAAUUAAUGAUUGCAAAACCUGGAAUAAAGUUGUUGGCGAACUAAAAAAUCGUAGUAAUGGCUUACAAGACUGCCCUCAAGAGCCAGAACGACAAGAACCUCCUCUAGAGAAAAAAAGUGAAGAUAAAUCCGAUGAACAGGAUGUUGUUCAACCUGGACCUAGUGGUAUGAAGCUGCUAAAGCUGAUGGAGCUGAAGUAA
Molecule: messenger RNA, 795 nt
Organism: Theileria equi strain WA
Lineage: Eukaryota; Apicomplexa; Aconoidasida; Piroplasmida; Theileriidae
Exons: 1
Coding region: 1-795 (264 amino acids)
Source: RefSeq, a predicted model, not a curated record